Pseudopipra pipra is the source of this 6463-nucleotide messenger RNA. RefSeq names its product R3H domain and coiled-coil containing 1 like (gene R3HCC1L). The record is from RefSeq and is a predicted model, not a curated record. Bases 5320 to 6081 code for a protein of 253 amino acids. The transcript has 6 exons. Gene Ontology annotation, molecular function: nucleic acid binding. Lineage: Eukaryota; Metazoa; Chordata; Aves; Passeriformes; Pipridae.
CUGCCCUGCUCUUUUCCGCCCUGGUGUCCCAGCCGUGAUCCUUAUCCCCUGUCCCAGCCCUGUCCCCCAUCCCUUCUCCCGGCCCUGUCCCCCAUCCCUUCUCCCGGCCCUGUCCCCCAUCCCUUCUCCCGGCCCUGUCCCCCAUCCCUUCUCCCGGCCCUGUCCCCCAUCCCUUCUUCCGGCACUCUCCCAUCUCUUCACCCAGGCCUGAACCCCACACCCUGUCCUAGCCUUGUACCCCAUCUCCUCUCCUAGCCAUGUCCCCCACGCCCUGCCCCAGCCCUGAUCCCCCACCUGAAGUCGCACCUCUCCCACUCCACUGGCUGGCAGCCCCUGGCGUACCCAGAUAACAUGGCACUUGUCAGAUCUGGUAACUCUCCCCAGUGUGCAGAGUCCCAGGGCAAUGCCGGCAGUGUUCAGCCCUUGAGUGCAGGGCUGUUGCACAUAUCCCUGUGUGCUUAGUGUGCCAGGCUCCCAUGCCUUAUAAAACACGUCUGGUGCUCACAGGUGCUGGACACUGUUUUUCAUGGCUGCUUGCCUGUCCCUGUCCCUCCAUCCUUCAUGCCUCAUGCCACCUGUGAGGCUCUGCGUGCUGCCUGCUAUGGGGCUGUCACAGCCCUGGGGUGGCCCAUGGCAUGAUGCCGGUGAUCAGAUUCUGCCCCUUGCGCAUUUUGGGGUGGCCUUGCUUUCUGGUCUGAGUGCACUGUGUGGUUCUGGGCCUUGCUUUCCAGGCUGCUCUUACCCCCUGAGUAGUUGCUUUGGGUUAUUUUACUUUCAUUUUCUCAGGCUGAGUCUCGCUUUGUUUCCUGGUUACAUUUCUUGGAUCCUUUGAAUGAUGUGUCUGCUCUGGAAGGUGUUUGCAACAACUCUCUGCUCAGUUUCAUCUGCACAUUUAAUUACAGUUCAGUAUUCAAGUUAAAGUUUGGGAGAUGGUAUAAAACGAUACCCUGAACUUCAGCUAAGUUGUCUCUUGCCCAGCAAUUCUUCUGAAAUAGCUCCUCUGGACAAGCCAGCAUAUAUCAUCCAGAAGCCCAUUGUGGUGGGUAUGCAGGCUCCUUCACCUGCCAGUUUUGUUCUCCACUAGGCAUAGAAACAGGAUUUAUCCUGUGCCUUGGUUCUGGCUUUGUUGUCCUUUCUUGCACGGAAAAUUAGUGCCUGAUUUGCUCUACCCAUCACCAGGGCCCUGGUUUCUUCUUGGCACUGUGUAUCAGCAGGUUAAUAGGUUCAUCUCUGCACCAGCCGUGCCGGCCAGGUGACUGUGUCUAUGUGGAGAUGCUGUUUUUGCUUUCCCUGCAGCUGUUUUUGCGAGGCCUCUGCCUCAUUUGCAUUUUUCUGGUUAAAACCAGUGAUUUUUCCCUUUUGAGUCAUCUUUAUUUUUGAGCCAUCAUUAAUUUUCUCUCCCUACUUGUUUAUUAAUAGACCUUUUCACUUUUGUGCUGAUUCUGCCUGGGUAUAUUUGUAAAGUCCUUUGUAUUCCCCUUAGUGCUCUGGCUGUUAACUCCUUUUGCUGGUUUGUUGUCCCUUUUUCCCACUGCAGCUGUGAGGGGACACUAUUGACUUACAAAUCAUCUUCCUGUCUGGAAUGUUCCCCUUUUCUUGUUCCAGGUAUCUCCUAAGAGCACCUGUUCCAGGUAUCUCCUAAGAGUAUUGCAAAUGAAAGGCAUGAUUUAAAUCUCUCUUUCUCAGCACCUUUGACACUUUUGCCACCUCCUCAAUGUUUGGUGUGGCUGCUGGAGAGCAUCUUUCUCCUGGCAGCAGGGGACAGGGACGUCUUAAAUCCUACAGGGCUGUGGGCAGACGUUGGAUGGGAUGCAGCUCUUGAAGCGCUUUGCUUUGCCUCAUAACAGCAGCUCUGUGUUCUUGCCUUUGCUCUGUCUGUCUCCACCAGGUAUUCAUGUCCUUCCAUGGCCCCAUCACCUGCUGUUGAGCUGGGUGACCUGGGCUGGAGCUCUGCUGAGAGCAGGAGAGGUGCAGGGUAGCCAGAAUCUCUGACAAUCCUUACCUGGGCUACCAUAUGCUGGUGUUGGUGCAGUAGAUGAGUGUACCAUGGCACGUGCCCGGCAUGGGAUGAGCUCUGCAAGCAGCAGGUUCCCCAGCGGAGCUGUUUAGACUCUCCUUGUACCUACCUUUUUAUUAAUCUUGUUAUUAUAGUUAUUUUUUUCCCCUUCAAAGAGCCCAAUCUGCUGCAGGCUGUAAAGAGUGACAUUGUGGUGCACGAGCUGCAUGCCAAGGCUGCAUGAGGUCUCCCAAGGCUCCUGAUCCCCCAGUAUUGCCAUCCCUGUUCACUAUCAGGGCUUUAAGGUUAUCUACUCUAUCGAUGGGAAUAUGGAUUGAGUGGAAUUAGAAACCUCGAAGGCUAAAAAUACAGCUCCCUGCCAGGAAAUGCGGCAGCCUGCUGAGAGGGUGCUGCGUGGCACCGAAACUUCUCCGGGAACUGGCAUGCUCCACGUGAGCACCACAGCCCAGCAUCCGUGUCUGUUCCCAGGUUGCCUGAGCAGGACUGUGGCCAGCAUCCCUGCCUACAGCAGGAGAAGGUGGCAGGACCCCUGGCUUUGCUGUCAGAGCUGCAAUGGAGGUGUCUUCAUGUGCCAGGCAGGGAUGCAGAUGAUGGAGGAAUUCAGCAGUGCGCUCUGCAUUGGGAAGCAGGGUCUGUGAUGUAGCCAGCCCUGUCUUGCUCUUGUUUGUGGGGCCCUUCCCUGGACGGAUAGAGAAAUCAGGGAGAAAACGCUGCCCGUAUGUGCUGCAGAUGGUUGCUAGAGGAGAAACUCAGGCUGGCACAUCGACUGGGCAGCUCGCUGAGACCUCACAAACAGUGCCAGGAGCACAAGCUCCCCACGAGCAGCGUGAGCAGUGUGUUCCUGGGAACAGUGCGAGGGAAGCCUGUACCUGCAGGGAGCUCUGGCUGCUGCCUUGCUGAUGCUCCAGCAUCCUCCUGGCCAUGCCAGGCUAUGCUGUGCUGGUGGGCUUUAUGUGCCAGGCAGCUGGGCAGCACUCUCAUCACCACUUUUACCAUGGUACCAUGGCCUUUCCCUGCUUGCUGCCACAAUGCGGAUCUGUUUUGCUAGUUGACUUCGUAAAGUAGGACAGCACCUGGGGCAGCCCAGGCCUUUUUGGGGACGUGCUGCCCAUUGUUGCCUGAGUUUGCAGGGCAAGCUUGGUCCCAGACUUUGGAAGUGGGAGGAUUGCCCUGCCCAGUGUAGUGUGAAUGAGACCCAAAGCCAGGGCCAUUGCUCUGCCUCCCAGAGCAUGAAAUAUGUCGGUGCCGACCCGUGGCUGUGGCAUCGAUGAAGUGUGUAAUAGGCUGGGGGCAGGAGCUGUGCUGCCCUGUGGGGAAAAAACAAAGUGCUACAGCAUCCCUGCUGGUGUGGGUCAUCUACCACCUUGACGUGUGUCUUCCCAGGCUGUGGGAAGUGGCUCUUCCCCAGCAGUGUGUGGCAGGCAGAGAUGUGCGGGGAGAGGAUGUGCGGGGAGAGGAUGCUCCCAGCACCAGCCGUCUGGCUAAUGCUGCACCAUCUGCUUUGGAGGGUGAGGCAAGGUGAAUGGCAAGCUUUCGAGGAGCCCAUAAAUCCUGUGUGCAAAGGCUCUUCUUGGAGGUGACAUGGGAUGUGUGUGGAGCAGUGCUGCUCCUGGUUGUUCCCAGUGCUGGAAAUUCUUGGGAAGCAGAGCCUGAAGAGAUCACUGGUGCCCCCAAAGCAUUUGAUGAUGUGCCUGGGAAACAUCCUUUAGCAGAACAUGCUUCAGUGUAGUUGGAAGCUCUCUGUGGUUGGAAAUGGCGAUGCUGGGGGGGCUUCCAGUACCCCCUCCCCUCUGGCAUCCAGACUGCCAUUCGGUGAGAAAAUGUAUAAUGCCUUGGUGUUGAAAAAUUACUAAUCCAGCCCUUGGAAGGUUUGUAGGAUAUGUUCCUUUCUUGUGGUCGAUAAAGAUAAAGGGGAUCGUUCUGCCAGCAAAAUUAGUGUAUCAAAGAGGGGGAAAAAAAUGACAAGAGCUGUGGAGACAGAAAAAUGAUUGGGGCAGCCCUGGGAUGGUGCCCAGCAUCACCGCGGCGCCCGUGCCUGCACCUUGUGUUCCGGCCCACCUCCGCGGCACGAGGUGCAGGCACAGAUGCCGCGGUCAUGCCGGGGGGUACUGCCCUGCUCGGGCUUUUCCAGCGGUUUCCAGAGAGCCAUGAGAGGCUCAUCCGUCAUGCCAAGGCAGCCGUCUGUCUGUCCAUCAGGAAGAGGGGAUGAUGCCGUGUGGCAUGGGCAGCCUCAGCCACUUUCCAGCCAGUGGUUGGCCUCCCGUCGCCUUCCUGGCACCGCUGCUGGCUCUUGGUGAGGGGCUACGAAGAGCAUUUGUGCCUGGGUCAGGGGCUCCGUGGAGGGGAGGCUAAUGUACCGGAGGUGCCUCGGAAAUGAGAGCCUUGGAUGGGUUCCUGGCCCUAUUGAUCUGCCGGCAGUUUAUGCAUCCUGACAUUCAUAAUCUCGGUCGGCGCUGAUGGUCCAGAUUAAUGGGCCCAGGGGCUGUCCAUCCGUCACUUCACAUUAAUUACUGAAGAGGUGUUUUUCCAGUGAUUUACCUGACAGUGGCCCGUGAUGAAUCCCCCUAAACGGAGUGGGCAGUGAUUAAUCACGGGGCCCCGGCCCAGCCCCACUCUGCCUUCCCCUCAACCACAGUGCAGCCCCCAGCACCAUCCGUCUCCAUAAACCCUGUCUGAUGCAUAUUUAUAGGGGCAGGGAGGCCUGGCCGCUUGCGGUGUGCCUGCUUCUGCCAAAGAUGAUGAAAAAUAAAUCUCUGUCUGGAUGGGGCAGCAGGUGAGCAGGGCUGCAGUGUGCCAGGGUGGCAGCCGUGGUCCCACACCAGGGUAUCCCUGGGCUGGGGUUUGGUUUCUGGUGUUCUGUGGCUGCCGCUGGCUUCUCUGUGGUUUUUGAUGCAUGAGUAGUGCAUGAUCUCUAUGUUCUGCUUUGGGUGCAGAUGUGGGCUCUUUGGGCUGGAGUGUCCCAGGUAGCAGCUGCCAGAGGAGGGCAGGUGCCCCAGUGAUGCUGACAGGGUUUCCCUACUUCCCCCAAGCCUGACACACCCCACCAGGGCUGUAGGGGGUGUAUAGGGCUGUGGGGUGCUCUGGGUGCCAAACCCCAUUUGCAGAUAAGCUACCGUGGGGCAGCGUUAGGGCUUCACAAUCCAUCACUGUGUGCAGCUGCUGGGGGAGCAAAGGGUGGGUGCUGGGCUGGAACCCCAACUCUGACCCAGGCAGGGGCUGCUCACUGUGUACUCUGCUGUGGGGCUGCUGGGACAUGGGCAGGGCAGUGACGCUGUCUCUCCUUGGCAGGCAGCGGUGGCACCAUGCAGCAGGAGGCGGAGGGCAGCCGGCCGCGCCGCAGGAAGCCUGACAUGGCCCUCUAUGUGCCCAAAGCACGGCGGGAGAGAGAGGCACAAGCAGCGGGCAGUGCCCUGGUCUGGCACCACCAGGAGCCUGCGAACCACCGCCUGGCACAGGACUCUUGCCAGGGCAGUGGCAAGGGGCAGAGGCGAAGCCCCCGUUCCACAGCACAGUCGGGCAGAGUGCUCUCAGGGGGUGAGAAGCACCAGGAGAGCCUGCAGUCACCCCGCUUCGACUACUACAGGGCUGAACCCACUGCUCCGGACAUCAGCGAUGAUGAGCUGCCCCACGUCAUCGAGAUCUACGAUUUCCCCUCGGAUUUCUGCACUGAGGACCUAAUGCGUGUCUUCUGCAGCUAUCAGAAAAAAGGCUUUGAUAUUAAAUGGGUGGAUGAUACACAUGCCCUGGGCGUCUUCUCCAGCCCCAUAACAGCACGUGAUGCCCUCAGCACCAAGCACCUCAUGGUGAAGACGCGUCCGCUCUCCCAGGGCACCCGCGCCUCUAAAGCCAAAGCCAGGGCAUAUGCUGAGUACCUGCAGCCAGCCAAGGAGCGCCCUGAAACAUCAGCUGUCCUGGCCAGGCGGCUGGUGAUCGGUGCCUUGGGGGUACGCAGCAACCAGACUCCAGCCCAGCGAGAUGCAGAGCGGAGGAAGCUGCAAGAAGCUCAAGAGAGGAAGCGCCUGGAAAACAAGCAGCGGGAGGAUGCCUGGGAGGGCCGAGACUGAGCCAGGAGGCUGCACUUUCAGCCCCACUGGAAACCCCCCUGGGGUGCCUGGACCCCUCUCUGUAGGCAGGCAGGGCACUCUGCAUCUCAGAGCUGGGACAGAUACUGCACCACAUCCAAAAGCACUGGGCAGCUCCACCGAAAGGGCUGAGCAGGACGCAUGCAGGAUUGUUGCUGUGGGGAUGCUGUUGCCAUCAGGCAUCACUGCCCACCCUACCCCAGGCAGGACCCCCAGGGCUGCCAGCUGCAGCAGGAGCAGCAGGGGGGUGCAGGGAACUCAUCAGAGAGCAGGGGGGCUGUGUGGGGCGGCCCUGGCCACCUGGCAGGGCCUUGCAAAUGAGAGUUUCUCUCCUUUAUUUUGCUAAUAAAUACCAUAUAUUUUA